This is a messenger RNA of Tilletiaria anomala UBC 951, 1694 nucleotides long. RefSeq names its product CDP-diacylglycerol--serine O-phosphatidyltransferase. The transcript is spliced from 3 exons. Gene Ontology annotation, molecular function: phosphotransferase activity, for other substituted phosphate groups. Bases 298 to 1635 code for a protein of 445 amino acids. The record is from RefSeq and is a predicted model, not a curated record. NCBI's taxonomy places the organism in Eukaryota, Fungi, Basidiomycota, Exobasidiomycetes, Georgefischeriales, Tilletiariaceae. Gene Ontology annotation, biological process: phospholipid biosynthetic process. Gene Ontology annotation, cellular component: membrane.
GACACAGUCGAAUCUCGGGUCUUGCCGAUAGUCUCUUGUCCUCCAUCUGCCGCCCGUCCUCGUCAGCUGGGAAGGCCAUCGGCAAACACUAGAGCAUCGUUGCAGAUGGACACAUAAAGCGAUUGACUCGCGCGGCUUGCGAGCCGCAGACUCCAAGGAGCACCACAUGUCUCGCUGCCCUACAACGACACAUUUCCUUUGGUUGUCGACAAGCAGGCACAUCUAGCUUCCAUGGGGGCGGGGCACAAGAAAGGCAUAUCCUCAUCCACGCAGGUUCACCGGCUUCACUAGCUUACUAUGCCAGGCACCAUACCGACCAUCACAGACCCUGCCAUUGUGAUCUCAGCCACAACCUCGCAGGCACCAGCGCCGCUCUUUGCCGCCUCUGGAAUUCACGAAUCGCAGCAGCAGCGCACACACGAGAGCAGCGCUACAGGCAUCGGUGCGACCCCGACCCAGACCGCGCUCCCCCUCUCAACGGCACCUGCCGAGCAGAAGUCCAUCUCCAAGGCUGCGUUGUCGGCAUCGUCCCUUGAGGCAGAAGCCCCAGCAGCAGGCGUAGGCGCAGCAUCGCUUCCGCCUUCCCACCCCGCAGCAGGCGUCUCAUCGCUCGUCGCGCAGCCUAGCGCCAACUCCGCGUUCGCACCCAGCAACCAGCCAGCACGGGUGACAAGCGAGAUGAGUCAGGUAAAGACCGGCAGCGUUGCGGCGGCCCCCAAGAAGCCGCUGGCCGACAAGGGCAAGAAGGCCAAGGGAGUCGGCGUCAAGAAGGAGCCCGACCUGGUACAGUUCGUGGAACGUGAUGGACAUUUUUCGCUUGUCAGGAACUUCCAUCUGGCCGAUGCAUUUACGCUUAUGAACGGCUUCUGUGGCGCACAGUCUCUGUUCCACUCUGCGCGCUAUCUGCUCACCAGCGAUCCGCGCCACGCGUGGUUUGCGCUCUGGUUUCCACUCUUUGGCGCCAUCUUUGACAUGCUCGACGGCAAGGUGGCGCGCUGGCGGCGCAGCUCGAGCAUGCUCGGGCAGGAGCUUGACUCGCUCGCCGACUCGCUCAGCUUCGGUGCCGCGCCCGCCUUUGCCGCUUUCACGCUCGGCCUGCGCUUACCGUUCGACACACUACUGCUGACGGUGUUUGUGUGCGCGGGGAUAGCACGCCUAGCGCGCUUCAACGUCACCACUGCCGCUGUGCCGCACGACGCGAGCGGCAAGGCUAAAUACUUUGAGGGCCUGCCAAUCCCUUCGUCGCUUGUCCUCGUCGGCGGCAUGGCUGUCUGCCUGCUUCUCGGGCGCGUCGAGGCCGGCGCGCUCAGCGUGCCGUCGUCCCCCGCCACGCCGAGCGUAUUCAACCCGCCGGACGGCGCUUACCGCUUCUAUGGGUUGCUCGCGCGCUACCUUCCCGCGCCCGCAUCCGCGUCCUCCGCUGUGCCGCUGGGGACAUUCCGGCUCGACGCAACCGCGCACGCGGCGCGUGCGCUCGGCGCCACGCUCGGCAGCGGUGGCCUUGGCGUGCUGACCCCCCAGAGCGUAGUCACAUGGAGCAGCUGCGCCGCGCUUGAGGGCCACUGGCUCUCCCUGCUUUGGCUUGUGUGGGCCAUGGCAAUGGUUAGCAAGACGCUCCGCGUGCCCAAGCCGUGAGCGCGGACAGGUGGCCCGGAAUCUGCACGUGCAGUGCCGCCGUCCGUUAAGGCCGGGAG